UCUACCUACAUUUGCAGACGCAGCUCGUUGCCCGGCCUGGGGUCACCACCGGAACCUCCUGGAGACCUGCCCUGCGGAGGACGCCCUUCCAGCACAGGAGAGCUCGCCACUUGGGAGCGGCGGCGCCCAGUUGGCGCCCACCCCGGGGCACGCUGCAGUCAAUGCCUGGCAGCGACUUCUCGCUUCACCCUCCGCCUCCCCCAUCGACCCUCUCUGGCCGACCUUUACGCCCAACUCCGUCGCGCUGCGAGCCUCGCGUCCUCGCGGUCCACGCGGGGCCCCACCCCUUCCCGGUUCCUGCCCGCGAUCGGGCCGGAGGCGAGGUGAAUGGGAAGAUGGAGAUGGAUGUUGAGGGAGUUUCUCCGCGCCCGGAGCCCAUCCCCCGCUCCCAGGGGGCUGGCGGAGCCUGCCAGGCGCCGCCACAGCCGCCCCAGCCCCAGCCCCAGCCCCAGCCGCAGCCGCAGCAGCAGCCGCUGGCUCAGGAUGAAGUGCCCGGCGGUGAGAGUGCAGGCGCGGAGGAUAGCGACGAUCCCGAGGCGAGACCCAGCAGGGAGAAAGGAGAGAGCAAGAGACCCUCGGCCAGCAAGUCUUCGGGGGCUCCUUCCUAUAGCAGAUGGUCCAGUUCACAGCCACAUCAGUCUAGCUCCACAGUGAGAGCCUAUCAAACUAGUAAGUCCCGAGUGACCAUGAGCCCUGGCUUCAGCUCUCAGUGGAACAGCAGCCAACCAGCCUGGAACACAUACUCCUUCCCAAGAGCCAGCUUGCACUAUCAGUCCCAUGCCAGCUAUGCCUACUGUACUGGACACCCUGCUCAGUCCUAUGCACCAGCUCCCCACCCCAUGGCUCCUCCCAGCCCCAGCACAAACAGCAGCAGCAACAACAGCAGCAGCAACAGCAGCGGGGAACAGUUGAGUAAAACGAACCUGUACAUUCGAGGCCUUCCACCAGGCACCACUGACCAGGACCUAAUCAAGCUGUGCCAACCGUAUGGAAAAAUUGUAUCCACAAAGGCAAUUCUGGACAAAAACACAAAUCAGUGCAAAGGUUAUGGUUUCGUAGAUUUUGACAGUCCUGCAGCUGCACAGAAAGCAGUAGCAUCUCUCAAGGCAAAUGGCGUGCAGGCACAGAUGGCCAAGCAACAAGAGCAAGACCCAACAAACCUAUACAUCUCAAAUCUCCCCAUUUCCAUGGAUGAGCAGGAACUUGAGAAUAUGCUGAAACCCUUCGGACACGUCAUUUCCACAAGAAUACUAAGAGAUGCUAAUGGAGUCAGCAGAGGUGUUGGCUUUGCCAGAAUGGAGUCUACUGAAAAAUGUGAAGUGGUCAUUCAACAUUUUAAUGGAAAAUAUCUGAAAACACCACCAGGCAUCCCAGCCCCUAGUGAGCCUUUACUGUGCAAAUUUGCUGAUGGAGGACAAAAGAAGCGACAGAAUCAAAGCAAAUACACCCAGAAUGGAAGGCCUUGGCCCAGGGAAGGAGAGGCUGGCAUGGCUCUGACCUAUGACCCCACAGCUGCCAUACAGAAUGGAUUUUAUUCUUCACCGUACAGUAUUGCAACCAACCGCAUGAUUCCACAGACAUCUAUCACGCCAUUCAUUGCUGCUUCCCCUGUCUCCACAUACCAGGUCCAGAGUACUUCAUGGAUGCCUCAUCCGCCAUACGUUAUGCAACCAACAGGUGCUGUGAUUACGCCGACAAUGGACCAUCCUAUGUCAAUGCAGCCAGCAAACAUGAUGGGCCCCCUGACGCAACAGAUGAAUCAUCUUUCAUUGGGCACAACAGGAACGAUUCAGUCCCAAGACAGGAUUAUGAUACUCCACCAGCUGUUGUGUCAGUAUAUGACUGCUGCCGCUCUCCUAUGCAAGGGACCUACCAUUCCCCAGUACACGCCUGUGCCUCCAACAGCUGUUUCUAUUGAAGGUGUUGUUGCUGAUACCUCUCCCCAGACAGUGGCACCUUCAUCCCAGGACACCAGUGGUCAGCAGCAACAGAUAGCAGUGGACACAUCCAGCGAACAUGCACCUGCAUAUUCUUACCAACAGUCUAAACCAUAAACAAGACUGAAGAAUGUUCGUCGGAAACAUUGCCUUGAACGAAGAAACUUCAUUGAACAGGAAGUUGGCUUCCAGUUUGCACGGGCGUCAAUGGAAUGCUUUCUUUCUUUCUUUCUUUCUUUUUUUUUUUUUUUUAAUUUUCUACUUUACCCAGUGAAAACAAAGUGUUUUUAUGUGCCGUGCAAAUGGUUCCUUCAUGUGGUCUGACAGUUUAUUUUUGCCAUCUUUUUUUUUCUUAAGAAAAAAAUCCCAGAAGAGGAAACAAACAAAAACCAACAACAAAACAAAACACAGAAGGUUGACAUUUUAUCUGGAAGACCAUUUGAAUUCAGAAUUUACCAGAAGAUGUAGACAGAUUUUUGUUUUUUUAAAACAGAAAAUCAGAUAUCAAGAGGUGGGCAAAGCAGAAAUGGAAACAAAUUGUCUUCCUUGGUAAUUAAGCUACCCUUUCUUUUCCCCUUUUUGUUUAAAUCUAGUGGGUUGGUUUUUUAUUUUAUUUUUUUCUUAGAAAUAUUUAGGUACGGUUUAUCUUGAAUCUUAAUUGCCUUAAUUUUAAGGACGUCAAAGGCUCUCAAGGCAAGCUGUCAACGUCUUGUUAAAAAAAAAAUUCAAGAAAGAAUUGAAAUAUUGUGCCGGCUUUAACUGGUACAGAAGUUUAAGACUAUGAGUUUUUAGGGUGAAAAAAAAAAACUGUACAGUUUAAAAGAAAAUGUUUUUCUUCAUUUGAAGAAAAUUUGUUGAUAAAAGAAACCAUGGCAACUGCAAGAAUUGGGAAAAUGCUGGGACUUUUCAUGAACUUUGUCUUAAGUGUUGAAUCAUUCUAGAAGGCUAAAACAUUUUACGGUAAAGUUAUUAAUGUUGGUUUAAAAACAACUGCAUUAGAAAUAAUGCGUGUUUGGGGGGCAGAAUGCAGAUUUUUUUUAUUUACGAAGCGUGAUCGCUAGCAAAAGCAUUAGUGCUUUUUAUCUGCAGUCUUUUUUAUGAGCUUUACAAAGUUUUUAGUCAGCUUUGCUUGUCACAUUGCAAAACCUAGCUUAAGAGCAUUAAAAAAAAAAACUUAAGUAGAUAGGAGCUUAUGGUCAAAAAGUGCAAAAAAAAAAAAAAAAACAAAAAAAGCAAUAGAUAGAGAAAUUGUUGACAAUUUCUGUAGUCUUUCCUAGUUGUGAUCAAAUUCAGCCUAUGGAUGGCCUAUUUUAUACCAAAGAUGAAGUGGCACCCUAUUGCAGUCCAGAAGAUAGAGGUUGUUUUCCAUUUCUUCUCUUUUCUUUUUAAGAAUUUUAUUUGACCUACAUGGCCGGACCAGUUCUUACUUUGUUAUUUGUUUAAACUACCUUCCACUGGUGUUUUAUAUACUGCAAAACAGAACACAACAAAAGGUGUUUUGUUUUUGUUUUUGUUCCUGUUUCUGUUUUUGUUUUUUUGUUAACAUGCAUUUGUUGAUUCUAGUAGAAAAGCUUGCACCUGCUGUGUUCAGCAGUUUCCGCAGGAAGAGUUCUGGAUACCAACUGACAGAGCCAAAUGGCUUUAUAUUCAAUCUGUGAGCUUUUCUGGUUCCUUACUAGCUCUCUUGAAUGGUGACACCUGUGUGGAUGGCCACUGAUAUGUGGAGACCCUUGUUUAACAGGUUGAAAUUCCUUUCUGUGAACUUUGAACUAAAGGUCCUUCCCGGAACUGGUCUGAAAGGUCACUUGUCAAAAAACAAAACAAAACAAAACAAAACAAAAAAAACAGCUUAGUGAUAUUCUGUUAAGUGAUGAGUGGUCUCCUGAAAAGGUCUCAUUGUAUUUGUAACAAUAGUCUUCCUUUUCAAUCCAACACCUCUAGGCUUUGUCUUCUCACCUCAGUCUUUGUUCAUCUACCAUGAAUAGUCACCUUGAUUCUGCAAGUGGGGAGGGGCUAUCUUCUUCUUGCCUCCUGUCAUUGCAUUUUCAUACCCUGGUGUUGUCAGAAGAAGGACAAAAAUAGACCUUUUGUUUCUGUUUAACUCUCUGAGACAAGUAGGACCAAUCAGAUUGAGGAUUCUGUUAGUGGAGUUUAGGUAAGCUUUUAAAAUGCUAGCUGACAAUCAAGAAAUUGUAUGAUUUAUAUUGAUAAGAACCAAAAGUAUUAGGUUUGCUCAAUCUUUAAAGCCAAAGGAGAUAUAUUUGCAUUGAGAAUGAUGCAAAACUUUGUCUAAAAUGAAUUAGAUUGACUUAACAAACAUCUCUGCAUAUUUGACUCAUGGAAUCCAUGUUCAACCUGUAUAGUUUUACCUGAAAUUAAGACUGAUGGAAGUUUGUUAGUUGAACCAUGCACCACAGUUGCUUUCUGAAGGGAUCAUUAGAAGCAAAGAGGGGAAAGUCUUUGCACAAACGAAGUCCAGGGAAAUUGUCUUAGUCCAGAGGGAAGAGGGAAAUGCGUGAAGUGCACUGUUAAAGAAAACAGGGUAGGCUUUUAAAAACUAC
Molecule: messenger RNA, 4498 nt
Organism: Lutra lutra (Eurasian river otter)
Lineage: Eukaryota; Metazoa; Chordata; Mammalia; Carnivora; Mustelidae
Gene: RBMS3
Product: RNA binding motif single stranded interacting protein 3
Exons: 18
Coding region: 162-2054 (630 amino acids)
Cellular component (GO): nucleus; cytosol; ribonucleoprotein complex
Molecular function (GO): mRNA 3'-UTR binding; poly(A) binding; poly(U) RNA binding
Source: RefSeq, a predicted model, not a curated record